Messenger RNA from Erpetoichthys calabaricus (reedfish), 2059 nucleotides. RefSeq lists its product as uncharacterized. The record is from RefSeq and is a predicted model, not a curated record. Gene Ontology annotation, molecular function: NAD+ poly-ADP-ribosyltransferase activity. Gene Ontology annotation, cellular component: cytoplasm. The transcript is spliced from 4 exons. The coding region runs from base 161 to 1555 and encodes 464 amino acids. Lineage: Eukaryota; Metazoa; Chordata; Cladistia; Polypteriformes; Polypteridae.
UGCUUCUUUAAACGACACUGUGACGUAAGAAUUCAAGAAUCGAAACUUGGAAACCGGUGCCUCUCCUGCUGAAUGUUGCGAUUACUAAACUCUUGUCUGCGAGCACCGAUCACGGGACGUGAGGAGCAAAAGUGAAUUGUUGCCUGAAAAGUAAACCAAGAUGUCAGUUGAAUUUUGUGGCUGGGAGGCAAUCAAAAGUAGCCAGGGUCAUCUGGAUUCUGGUCAGGAGCCACUGGCUGCUACUGGUUAUACAAUGUACCAUGGCACCUACAUCAGUAAUGCUGCAGACAUCAUAAAAAAUGGGUUUCAAAGGUCCAAGGAUGGUUUGUUAGGACCUGGUGUCUAUGUGAGCCGCAACAUAGAAAAAGCCAAAUGUUAUCCCCAAAAGACAGACAAAAAAGAUAAGUUAGUACUGAAGCUCAGAGUCAAUGUUGGAAAAGUUAAAAAGAUUGACACUGACAAUCAUCUGCUUCAGAAGACCUGGCACCAGAAUGGCUAUGACUGUGCAUGGGUCCCCCCGAUGAGCAAUAUUACAUCCAUCAAAUCUGGCAGGGAGGAAGACUGUGUGUGGGACCCCAAGAGAAUAAAAGUGGUGGACGUGGCACUCUGCAUGGACGAUGCAACUAGACAUGGUUUAAGGAGACUGAUUAAAAAGAUGAGGCAAAAUACAAAUCAUGGAAACUCUUCAGAUGAAUGUCAUAAGUGUGGAAAGGAGAUGGUCACACUACAUCCAGUGCAGAAAUGCUGGAACUGCGAUGAUACAAUCUGCCCUUUCCAAAGUAAACACAAAUGUAGGACUUACUCCCACUGUGUUGCACGAUCUGUCGUCUUUUUGAUUGGUGGGAAUGGCCUUGAUGGAGGGAAGAGCUCGAUGAGUAAUAGCACAUCAGUGGACUUUUAUGGUUGGGAAGUUUCAUACGAUGACGAUCAUCAUCUGACCGCUGAACAGGAGCCCACAGCUGGACGGAUCUACACAAUGUACCAUGGCGCCUCUGUCAAUAAUGCAAGAAGCAUCAUCAGAAACGGGUUCAACCAGUCCAGGGAUGGCAUGCUUGGCCCCGGUGUCUACAUAAGCCGUGACCAGAAGAAAGCUGACAGAUACCCUAUUAACAAUCCACCGACUGACAGAGUGUCCCUAAAGCUGAAGGUCGAUGUGGGGAAAGUAAAAAAAAUCGACACUGAUAACAACGCAAUGCAGAAAACCUGGCACAGCAAUGGCUACGAUACUGCCUGGGUACCACCAAAUUGCGGUAUGAAAGCAGUACCUAGUGGUCUGGAGGAGGAUUGUGUUUGGGACCCUAAAAGGAUUGAGGUUAUAGACAUCGCCCGUGCCCCCAGUGAUGCCAUAAAGAACGAGCUGCAAGCCUUAAUCACCCAGACACGGAGCCUCAAGAAUACAACAUCACAACAAAACAGUGCCAACUGCCAGUUUUGCAAAACCAAGGUUUCCUUGCCCCACCAAGUGGUCACGUGCUGGGGAUGUGGAGAAAACAUCUGCCUUUUCAUGGCCAAACACAGCUGCUUUCGACAACAGCAACAACAUUUAUUUCUAUAGCACAGUGCUUUACAUGAUGCAGAAAGAGAAAAAAGACAAAAUAAAUAAGAAUUAAAAUAAGGGAACGCUAAUUAACAUAGAAUAAAAGUAAGGUCCGAUGGCUAUGGUGGACAGAAAAACCAAAAAAAAAAAUAAACUCCAGACGACUGCAGAAAAAAAUAAAUACACCUCAGGUUUUUUUCACAUUGUAGAGUGGCAGGAAACAUUCCAAAUAAUCACAUGAAGAUCAAUCAGGGACCACCUUAUGGGUCGCCAAAUGUAAUUUCUUGAACACUUUACCGUUGGACUGUAAAAUGGAGCAUUCUGAAGCAGGUAACUUGAAAAGCCAUAUUGAGUACAAGUGAAGACUGGGAUAAUAGCCGAGACCUGCUGUUGUGCUGGAAAAUCAGAGUGAAAAGAACACGUGAGGACAGUCACUCGGUCUUCUUUUGAAUGGUAAUCAUCUACUGCUAAAGCUUGAAAAAUAGGAAUUUCUCAAAAUACAUCAAUUAAAAUAUAUAACAA